Messenger RNA from Patiria miniata (bat star), 3598 nucleotides. Its product is annotated as sushi, von Willebrand factor type A, EGF and pentraxin domain-containing protein 1-like. The transcript has 8 exons. The record is from RefSeq and is a predicted model, not a curated record. Bases 298 to 1668 code for a protein of 456 amino acids. Gene Ontology annotation, molecular function: calcium ion binding. NCBI's taxonomy places the organism in Eukaryota, Metazoa, Echinodermata, Asteroidea, Valvatida, Asterinidae.
GGGUCAGGUGCAAAAUUCCCAAUUACCUCACCAGUGUGAGUCGGAUGAGAAAUUUCGGUUACCGCUGAUGGUUCGGACAAGUUCAAUUUUUCACUGCGCAUCAACAAUAGCAACCUAUAUGAUUCAAUACAGGACGGUAGUGAACAGGUGCGCCUUAAAAAGGCACGAGCAGCGGAGUGGUACGAACAGACAGCUUUUGAAGCUAGCACGGAGUGGUUGUAUGUACAGUCUGAACUUUUGUAAUAGGCAACACCCCGGUCGUGAAUUGGUACAGUAAGAGCCCGGGCCGAGGACAAGAUGAUGACCAUUGGUCUGGUGACUGUCUUCUGUCUGGUGGCAGGAACGCUUGGGCAAGGUUGGCCUCCAGAAUUUAGUCAGUGUCCUUCAGACCAGUAUCACAGUAUCGCUGAUACUAAGCCCGGUGUAAAUGUCACCUGGCGGGAACCAUACGUCCAAGACGACUACGGUGAAACGACUCAACCCGUCCAGACAUUCGGCCCCCAGUCUGGUUCCAUUCUCGAGCCCGGGUUCUACACCGUCAUCUAUAAAGCCACUGAUCGGGUUGGACAUCCUGUUGAGUGCUCGUUCGAUAUUGAAAUCCAGGCAUAUGCUGCGAUUGACGUGUGUCAAUCUGCUCCGUGUCAAAAUGGCGGCGACUGCAUUUCAUCCAGCUCGUAUUCAUAUACCUGUUCAUGUGCUCUCUAUUCCGGGUUCAGCGGAACGAACUGUGAAAUCCCACCUGAAUCAUUUGAAUGUUUUCUACCAUGUGAAAAUGGCGCUACAUGCAUCGACACCAUAGACUGGUACGAGUGCAGAUGCACGCCAGGCUACACGGGCAUAUACUGUGACGUGUACAGUCCUGCAACAACGCCCGGCCCAACCACAGUUGAUGACUCUCCUCCAGAAUUUCGCCCGUGUCCCGCAGACAUUGCUCGCCGUAUCCCUGCUAGUAAUGGCGGGGUAAGGGUGACCUGGCCUGAACUACACGUUGAAGACGACAGUGGUGAGACCAUUCAACCCGUCCAGAUUUUCGGCCCCCGAUCUGGUUCAGUUUUCCACCUUGGAUCCCAUUUAAUCGACUACGAAGCCCGCGACUCGGCAGGGAAUACUGCCUUCUGCUCGUUCCAUGUCAGAGUCACGGCUUAUGAGCCUCCAUCUAUUUUCUGCCCGAUUGACAUCGACCACUGGCUGUCAAGCGGCGAGUCAUCCGCCGUGAUUACCUGGGACAUGCCUACCGUGCUUAGCUCCUCCGGCCAUGCCCGCUUGACCUACCAAUCCAUGGAGUCUGGCUCACGUCUGCGUCCGGGGACAUACACGGUCCGCUACCGCUACACCGAUGACUCUGCCUUGGAGGCAUCUUGCUCCUUUACCAUAACCAUCCAUGACUCCUGGAAACCCCAGCAUCCAAUACAGGGACCCCAGCAUCCCAUACAGCAUUCCAAGGACUUGACACUGAAAAUUGUCAUCCCCGUUGGGGUACUGGUCGUCGUUCUGGCCGUCGUGAUGUCGAUCGGGCUCUACAUGUACAACAAACGCAGAAGGAGCAUCAACAAUGGCGAUUCCUCUUCAACCUGCGGCGGCAUGCGUAUCUUGAAGAAUGAGCACCUGCCUGCCGAGGAACCGCGCUAUUCCACUCCACCCAUCGAAAAGACUCAAGAGAUUGCCUAGACAUCUGAUAUCCUGCGUUGACCCUGCCUUCAGAAGAUCUGACCACACCCAUUUAACCACACCCAUCCCCCCUGACCGUGAUAUCUGACCGUACCAUCCGUUUAAAAUCCGAUGUAUUUAACAUGCAGGUUAUCAGUACCUUGUUUGAUACCAGUUUUUUUCAUCAUUACCAGGCCCAUUUGACCACGCCCGUCAACUAUGAGGUCUUAAGAAUAUCUGCUGGAAUUGCUUUUCCUCCUGCGAUCCCCAAUUGUUACUGGAUCGAAAAAUGGUGUAAUUUUUGUUUUCACUUUUCCCACCCAUUUUGUAGGAAAUUGAUUGAUUAUUAAAUAGCGGAGAAGGCAGGGGCAGUAAAUGCACCACGACUCCUGAAGAUUUGUAAUAAAGAAAAGAAAGAUUGCUUUAGUUCUGCUUUUUCAGUUUCGGGUUCUGAUUUUGUUGAUGGAAUUUGAAGUUCCCAUUUUUAAUUUUGUUUUUUAUUUGUUUACACUUUUUUUGGCAUGGAGCUUCAAAUCCUUGUGUUUAUUUGCAGCUAAAUGUACGUCAUAUACACAGUUUACAUUUGCAAUUAUUUUACCGCUAAACGCCUUUAUUUAAUUAAGCUAUUAAUCGGUUUGUGAUUUACAGUAAUAUCUCGAGUGUAACCAGAAUUAGCAAUGGUUUUUAAAGUUUCAAACUUUCAGGAAAAACUAUCCACUUUCCAUUUAACUUAUAACACAACAGCUACAGACAUCUUUCAAGCAUGAUUUUUAGAUACACGAAUCACUUACAUUCGGCCCAUGCAGACACGGUGGGAGCGAUUGGGAUCGGAGACAUGGGGGCAUACAGGCCCAAUAUCCUCUCCCACGAGCAUACAUACUUUCGAGAAAAACAAAUUCCCGCCGGUUUUUUUUUGUGCGUGGUAAUUCCACAAGGAAAACAUUUUAGCCAUUGAAAUUGACAUAGAAACACGUGCGUACACGAUUGUCAGAUACGAACAGCGCCAUCUAUUGGUGCCCUCCUCGUUUACGGAAUUUUCCUGUUCCCUUUGUUUCUUGAAAAGACUUUUUUGAAACAUCAUAAUCAAAAUGUGAAUGCCCCUCUUUCAAUGACGUUCCCUUACCGCUGAUUCUGGCAACACUUUGCACUCGUUUACGUGUUUAUGAUUGGUAUGUUUUAUUCAAAAUGUAUUUUGUACUCAGACAUAUAUUUCUUUUUAUUAGGAAAAGAACUUGACGAUUUAUUUCAAUUUCUCAAGAUUUCAGCUUCAUAAAAUUUAAGCAAGAACAUUUUGCUCAAAUCUGAUAAAAAAGAGCCAAUGAGCACAUCUCAGAACUUGUUUAUCUGUUUAUGAUUUGUAUGUUUUAUUCAAAAUGCAUUUUGUACUCGGACACAAUUUUUUAUGACGAAAAGCACUUGAUGAUUCUUUUCAAUUGCACGAAAUUUCAGCUUCACAAAAUUUGAGCAAGAAAAUCUUGCAUGAUCCUAAACAUACUCAAUACUGCUGAAAAAAGGCCAGUGAGCACAUCUCAGAAUUUUUCUAUCAAUCAAUCUAGUUUAUUUCAUAACUUCAUAAUGAAAACAUAUAAAGUACGUAACUUAAUAGAUAAACAAAACAUAAAAGUAAAUGACAAAGAUAAGUAACAAAGAUAAAUGAAAAGCAGAGAAGUUAUAAGGAAGUUGUAAGAAGUCCAAGGACUUAUGAAACACUCCCUUUUUACCCCCCCCACCCCCACCUCCCCCCCCCCCCCGAGAGAAAAUCCCAAGUGUUCCCGUUACACGUACCCAACUACCCCACCCCAACCUAAGAUGUUCCAUUAACUUAAUAAAGACAAGAAUGUAUGUAUAAAACAAUGUACAAUGUAAACACUGUGAGAGUGGUAAAGUAGUAAUAGGCCUAAACAAAAUAAACAAAAUCAAUUUCCUUGCAGGUAGUUUCUAUACAAUGUUU